AAUGGUAUACAAGUCAUAUAAAAUACACAAACCACUGAACUGCCUUUUUUUUUGACGCCCGGAGCGUCAUUUUGCGCAUGUGUCUCCAGUCUGUUGUUUAAAUUUCUUACGGACCGCUUAAACCCGGGGGGUGGGGACAAAGUGUAAUAUUUUCGGAAUAAAAUCGUCAGACUGAUGAUUGCAUACUCCACAAGUGUACCUGGUGACCCCUUGCGCAUGAGGUGGAUCCCCCCGGAUGCAUUUCUGUUGAACUCUGAAGCAGUUUACCUGUGGCAUCCAGAGUUUAACAUCUCACUGCAACUAAAACUCAGGAAGUGUACUGCACAUGACGGCACCAAACCAACCUCACCUUCCUGUAAUGCUGGAGUGUAAUACUCAGAAACUAACACUGUGAUACUGCAAAUGUUACCAUGUAAAAAGAUUUUCAAAUUAGAUUGUUGAAAAUAAUACUAGUCCGAUACUUUAUAGAUUUUCUACAAGUGAAGUAACACACAAUACCUCAAUAUAAGCCUUCUUACCCAGUUACACACAAAUACACUCAUGCUGACCACCAUGACGUACCGCAUGCCAAACUUCACUCUGGAGCAGAAGCUUUUCCUGCUUCGGAGAAUUCAUGCGGUGGUGGACACAGUCCAGGACUUUCGGAAAGACACCAACACUACUGUACACCGGAACGCUGUAUGGGCAGAGCUGGCCCAGGCCUUCAAUGCAGCGUUCCCUAGUCGACCCCCCAGCAGCAUCGGCUCUCUGAAGACACUGUGGAAACGGCUGAAGGUGGAAUGUCGUGUUGCGCUGCAGAAGCGACAGGAACAGCAGGCAGCUGGGCUUCCUGUGUCUGCCCUCUCUCAGGUGCAGAGAGAAGUGAUUGGGCUGGUACCGAACCUCAUCUCCUGUCUGGAGGAGGUAGACGGAGAUGGCAGCUAUGUCUCGGUUAGGGGUAGCUCACCUGGAGCAGUGAUGGGGCUUUCAGGCACUAAUGGGAGUGAGCACGAAGACGCUGACCACAGUCAAAAUGAUGAAGUAGACAGCAAGGAGAACUUAGCUAUUGAACUUGGAUUGGUCUCACAGACUCACCCACCUGUUAACUCUGGGAUUCCUCCUGGCACUGCCUCCUCUCCUCUCCACUCUCAUUCAGUCUCUUCCAGGUCCAGCCGUCCCUCCCUCAUCUACCAAACUCAUGCAGGAAGCACCUCAGGGCUGGGAUCAGGGACUCGGGUUACAAACUUUGAUACCCCACACAGAGAGCCUGUGAUGCCACGUGCUCCUGCCGGAGGAGCAGUUGAGAAUUCAUUAUCGCAGAUGGACUCUUGUACCUCAAACCCGAAAUGGGAGGCACGUCGACAAGAACUGUUUGAGCUGGAGCAUCAGCAGACGAUGAGUCUGUUACUGCUGCAGCAGUGUGUGUGGGAGGAGAAGAGGAAAGCAGUGAGACAAAAGGAGAAGGCGGCACGGGCCAAGAAGAGAUAUUAUCAAGCCAAACUACGGAAGUUUGCCACAGAUCCUCCACCUUCUAGUAGUGACAGCGAGGAUAACGAAUAUCUACAGACUUGAACUCAGAUGUUUAUGGCAUCUUAGCUAUGUUUGCUUUCUUUUUUUGAAAGUCAUUUUUUAUUCUAGCAGUGCUGUUUAUUUACAAAACAGUAUGUUUUUUUAUUGUGGACUAAAUGUAAUUGGUGUUUAGGAAUGUACCAUGUGUAUCAUAUGGAGGGGGGAAUUCACUCGAGCAGGCUUUGUUAGCCAAUACAAAUCUGAUUUCCUUUCAUACUCUCUCUCAUCAACACUAAUGCUGCAUUCCAUUCAGUCAAAAGUGGGAUAGUUAAAGGGAUAAUUCACCUGAAAAUUUAAAUUCAUUAUUUACUCACCCUCAUAUUGCUCCAAACUGUGUGACUUACUUUCUUCUGUGCCAUACAAACUAAGGUUUUAAAAAAAAUGCUUCAGUGUUUACAUUGUCCAUACAAUAGAAGUAAAUGGAUCCAGUGUUUUUGAAAAAAGUUGAAAUAUUUCUCAAAAUAUCUUCUUUUGUAAGAAAGUAAUUCAUACAUGUUUGGAAAGAGAUGAGAAGUAAACGACAACAGAAGGUAGAUUAUAACACUUAAAGAAUCAAAUCGUAAUGCUAAUGUUAGCAUCGCAAUUGUCAACAAAGAAGCCUUUUAGCAUCCAAUUUUCCCAGCAUUUGUUUAAAAUGAUACAAAUUAUCAAGAUGAAAGCUAAUUUACCAUUUUUUACAAGCCUGCAAGGUUUUAUUAUAAUGUAAAUACUUUGACCUGUUAAUUAAUUGAAUUUGCUUAAAAGAGUGAAUGAUUAUCCUGUCUCUCUGGGUCUCGUGUUUAAGUGAUAUCAUAUAAAAAAAACAACCGAAAAUCUUAUGUUAGGGAAGUAUUCCAAAUGGAAGAUUGGUGAUUUAGAGUGCAAUAGUUGAACACAUCCAUCUAGUGCAUGUUAACAAUGAAAGCUAUAGUUGAACACAUCCAUCUAGUGCAUGUUAACAAUGAUAAAGCAGCGCAGUGGAAUGUGCAGCCCAAAACCCUCGCCCAGUCAGGCCAGAACUGAGCAGUGAGGAGACGUUUAGUCCUGAUACUUGUGCUUGAUGAGAAGAGGAAAUGAACUGAAAUGAGAUUUCUGAUGUUACUGUAUAGCAUUUUAAUUUAAUGCUUGUGGAUCAAACCAAGGACUGAUUAAGGUUCUCCAAGGCCCCUGUUUGACGCUAUAUGCAUUACAUUACAAACAUUAAAAAUGACUGUGAUAAGAAAUUACACUGCAAAUAUGAGGUGAGAAAACAUACAGAAGAUGCAACAUUGCAACAGCUAUGUGUGGAACACAUUUCAGGGGUCAUUGCCAGUCCAUAAUCGAUCCUUGGUCCAACUCAUCGGACAUACGUCUUCAGGACCAACCUAUAGAUUCAGUUCACUGUAGCUCUUUUAUACUAUGCAGGUUUUUUUCAGGUAAUUAAGCGCUUCUCUUAAAGUGACGAGAGCUUGAUUUUAGUUCAGUGUUGUUGAUUUACUUGUCUUAGUAUAUACUGUUUGGGAACAGAACACCUUGUUUUUUUAUUUUUAAAAUAUGAAAAUCGUAAAGGUAUAAAAUGGAAAUUCUUUCAUAAUUUUCUUUCCUCAUUAUGUUCCAAACCAUGGUUCCAUGUUAUAUUAUAUAAAAUCAUUCAAAUUUUGAAAAACAUGAGGGUGAGUAAACAGUACUUUCAUUUUAGAUGAACUGUCAUUUAAGGAAUGUUACAACAGUAGACUGGAAAUGUAGUGUGUUAACCAGUGAAACAGAAUGUUAGACUGAAUUAAACUAGUGAGAACCUUCCACUGUAAAAGCAGAUGUAAAAUUUACAUUUAGAUGUAAUUUCAUUUACCUGAAAUUCAGAAGAAUGUGUAAUGUGAUAAACAAGUUACUUUUUUUAACCAUAGAAGUGUGUGUCUUGAAUAUUAAAAGACAUACACAAG
Molecule: messenger RNA, 3446 nt
Organism: Carassius gibelio (silver crucian carp)
Lineage: Eukaryota; Metazoa; Chordata; Actinopteri; Cypriniformes; Cyprinidae
Gene: fsbp
Exons: 5
Coding region: 541-1551 (336 amino acids)
Source: RefSeq, a predicted model, not a curated record